GUACAUAUCUUUGCUUUCACCGGUGUAGUGUGAUUUUGUUUUUCACACUAAUUGUGUAGGAUGUCUCAAAGCGAAAUAAAACUUUGUAAAUUAAUUAUACGGGAAAAUUUUGCAGAGACUUCUGAAAAGGUUGCUACAAUCCUUUUAGAAUCAGGGCCUUGUCCGUUGAAGUUACUUGCUAUUUACACAAAUUUAAAACUCGAUCAGGUAAAAAGAAUUCUGGCUGUUCUCAUUACACACCACAUAGUAAAGUUCAACGUGAACAAGAAAGGUCUAAUUGAGUAUAACAUUAGCAUUAAAAUAAUUUUAUCUCGAGUACGCUUCCCUAUUUAUAUCUGCACUUCAAAAACCCUUUAUGGAGAUGCGGCUGAACUCUUGGUUGAAGAACUUCUGCAGAGAGGUGAAGCUACCAUGGAAACUGUUGUCAACAAAGUAACGGAACGGCUAAAUGAAGCAUUGGAGGCCUCAGGUCAUCCAAAAAUUUCAUCAACUUUAGUAAAAGAUAAAUUUGUAAGCCUUGUUCAAACACACUUCAUUCAGCGAUGUUUGACACCAAUGAGGGAUAGCGGAGGUCGUGUUAUCUCCCUUGGUACACCUGAAGACCCUGACAUUUGCCAUGUAAUUCCAGUUAAUACCCAAAGAAGGAGAUCAGAUAGUCCUCCAUCUGCUAAAGCAAUGAAGAUCUCUGAGAACAACACUGAUACAGUUUACUGGAAAGUUGACUUUGACCGUUUCCAUCAACAUUUCCGUGACCAAGCCAUCAUUUCUGCUAUGCUGAACAAAAUUGAUAAGAAAGCUUCUGAAAUAAUCCGCACCAUGCUUCGGAUUAGUGAGACUAACACUACUGCUGAUUCCCUUAUUACCACACCAAUCUCCAUUAAUGAGAUAUUCAUCAAUCUUCCUAAGGAACUUGAAAUUACAAAACCCAUCCUUGAGCAGUACCUCUCUGUCAUGUGUGAUGAUUCCCAGUUUGUGUUCAAAGCUGCAGAAGCUGGCGGAGGAAUGUAUGAAAUAAAUAUUUAUAAAUCUCUGACAGAACUCUGUAAAAGUCAUAUUGAAUCAGUUGUUCAAGAAAGGUUUGGCUCUAAAAGUCUUCGGAUAUUCAGGAUACUCUUACUGAAACAACAUCUGGAACAAAAACAGAUUGAAGAAUAUGCCAUGAUUCCUGCCAAAGAAGUCAAAGAAAUUAUGUAUAAUAUGUUUGCUGAUGGUUUUCUAUUUGUCACUGAAGUUUCCAAAGCGCCUGAUCAUGCACCAUCCCGAACAUUUUUCUUGUUUCGAGUUGAAAUCACACGAGUAGCAAGGAUGUUACUGAAGCGCUGUUACCAGGCUAUAGGCAAUGCCAUGCUAAGGAGGGAACACGAAGUGAAGGAACACAGGCGACUUCUUGAUAAACAGCAAAGAGUUGAAGCAAUUAUUGCAUCCCUUGACCAAAGUGUUGAUGAAUCUCAAAAAGUGGAAGUGGAACAAACUAUCACUCCAGCUGAACGAAACCAACUUGCCAAAGUAAAACAGGAUAUAAACAGAUUGGACCAGUGCGAGAUUCAGUUGGAUUCCACUAUGUUUCUAUUGGAAAACUACUUACAUUACAGCAAAAUAAAUAGCCAGUUGAGCUGAAAGUAUCUUUUAAUAAAUUUAUGUACAAAGCAUUUUUUAUAAAUUAUGAAAGGAGCAGUGUGAUGUUGAUGACGACGACGACAAACUUUUGAUAAAUAAAAAUUUUAUAUAUAAAAAUAUAA
This is a messenger RNA of Octopus sinensis (East Asian common octopus), 1739 nucleotides long. RefSeq names its product DNA-directed RNA polymerase III subunit RPC3. Gene Ontology annotation, cellular component: RNA polymerase III complex. The record is from RefSeq and is a predicted model, not a curated record. The transcript has 15 exons. Gene Ontology annotation, molecular function: single-stranded DNA binding. Bases 61 to 1617 code for a protein of 518 amino acids. NCBI's taxonomy places the organism in Eukaryota, Metazoa, Mollusca, Cephalopoda, Octopoda, Octopodidae. Gene Ontology annotation, biological process: DNA-templated transcription.